GGCCAACCAAAAAAUAUUACGGAGAUUGUUUACAGUUAGUUUACUCUUUGUUAGGGUGUUACUAAUAUUGUUAAUUCACAAGAAGAGUAGACAAGAUAUACGUGUUUAAAACUUAACAGGUACUGUAGUUGUUUAUGUACGUUUUUUAAGCGUUUAAAUUCCCAUGGUCUGUGAUUGGUCGUGCCGUAGCGGAAACGCAACAUCUACUCAUCUUGUUUACUGUAGCAGGAAAGCUAGCUAAGUGUAACAGCUCUGCGUAGUUCUCCUAAAAAAGACAGAAUAAGUUCGCAUUAGUGUGUUUUAGGGUAUAAGUAAGUCGCGUUUUAGGUUAAGACAGCUUGACUGUUUGCCGCAGUACGAUUCGGGGCCAAGGUACGUGUUGUAAUUGUCCUUAAAACAGCGAGAAUUGGCGAACAGAACCAAACAAGUUAACUUAUAACAGUAGAAGUCUAAGAUAUGUUUGUUAUUAAAACAAACAGCUGCAUGUUUGCUGCAUUUGAACACGGUGUUAUGGUCUCCCAGUGCACACAAGUUGGUGUAAAACUUAAAGGGUUUGUUGCUGUCGAUGUUCCAGAUGAUCGAGGUGGUGGCCUCCAUGGCCCGAGGACCCGUGUUCCUCGCCGGGGAGCUCAUGGAGUGUCUCAUCACGUUCACUAACCCGAUGUCUCACCUGUCCACCUCUGCCAGCAGGUACAACUACAACUCUUCCUCUGUAUUCCUGCCAACCGCUUGCUUCUCUAGUUACCCCAACUUUAGUAACGACCGCACGAUAGCAAUACACUGCGGUCUGAGGAACCAUAAACAAACCUCAACCAAAACGCCACUCUAUAGCCACAACUAAUGCUCAGAACAGCACCUAACUUCAUCAACAGGACAUAUAGUGUCCCAGCCAUAGUACUAGCCACCAGACAUCCUUUUAACUUUGCCUAAUUUCUUUAGCAAAGAGACUUAUUAAUUUUACACUGGAAUAUCCCAUUAAUGUUAAAACCGAUUGUACUUUGAUUUAUUGCAAAUUAAAAUCAACAUGUCUGGGGUUUGUUCCAGAGAAUUGCAGCUUAAAAACUAAACGCUGUUUUUCCAUGUUUUGGUCAUUUUAUGCUUAACAUUUAUACCAAACACCCUGUUCAUGCCGUCUUGUGAUGCUGUUUUCUCUCGGCUGUGUCUCAGUGAAAUGCUCGCGUGGGCCAGCGCUCAGAUCCACUGUCAGUUUCACGCCAGUGAGAGCAGAGUGGCUCUGCCGGCUCAGGGCAACAAACAGGACGUCCAAGCUGAGAGCGACACCGUGCUGAUUCCAAGCAGAGGUUAGUGUGGAAUAUAAAAAAACUCUACAAAACAAGAGUCAGACUAGGAUUUAAAGUGUUUCAGAUAUUAUCGGCUUGAUUGCUUCUUUUUGUUAUGCCUCUAAUUGAUAAAACGCUCAUUUUACUGUCCUCUACAGGAGAGCGAGGGCAAUGUGUGCUGGACACACCACCUAAGAUACUGUUCUGUGACCUGCGGCUGGACCCUGGAGAGAGCAAAACCUGUACGUGAGCAAUUAAUUAAUUAGACACAAGAAAUUAAACACAGCACUGAGAGAGAAUCUUUUAAUUUAUUUUCUCCUCUUUCCUCAGAUUCUUACAGUGAGAUGGUUCCCAUAGAUGGUCCUCCUAGUUUCCGCGGUCAGGCAGUGAAAUACGUCUACAAACUGACCAUCGGCUGCCAGCGAGUCAACUCUCCGAUCAAACUGCUCAGAGUCCCUUUCAGAGUUCUGGUCCUGCAAGGUAAGAGACAGGGAUCUUCCUGAGAGUGGUCUGCUUAGAGUUUAUCAUCACAGGGAAAAUACAUCUGUAACCACAUUCAUGGUGAAGUUUUCUUUGGGCAUCUGACUGUAAAAAAACCCAGAAAUGUAUCAUAUUAGUCAUUGUUGCCUUCGGUCUGUGUGGAGGAACUUUUCCCAGAAACCUGAUCCGUAAAGUAUAAGAUUUGUUGGUGUAAACUUGAAUACUUACUUGAAUACUGCAGGUAUGCCGGAGCCCCCGUUUCCCCAGGAUGACGAAGUUUCACCCUCUAACCCGUUCCUGGAGGAAGAGGAAGCGAGCCGCAGAGACGCUCGUCCUUUAGAGAGAGCUCUGGACAUGCUGAUGGUCAGCACCUCGAGGCGCUGCCCCCGUGAGUCCCAGUCUUCAUCACUCUGGUCUCUGAGGAUUGAUGAUCACAGUUAGCAGACCUGUAUCCAUAGCAACGGUGCAUUCUUCAAGGCAACAGUGUGCAGUAAUGAAAACGGACCAUUGCUAUGGAGAAUCGACCAAUUAGAACCAAGUAUUCAUCACUGCCAUGUAAUGAAGGACUGUAUUGUGUCACCAAAAGCCUCAUUCUGAUUUCAAAUGCCCAAAGCUUUAUUGUUAUUGUUAAGCUGGAUUUAUUCACAUUAGGGUGGUGCAAGAUUAUAAACUCUGUGAAAUAAGGCUGCACCGCUUUACUGUCUGAGAGGUUACAUUCAUGUUACUAACAGGAAAGCUCACUUUGAUCAAGGAAACGUCUACAAAAAUGACGAUCAAUUAUAAACUAUGUCGUCAAACGAUUGUGAGAAGCUUAAUCUAUAAGAGCUCCAAAAUUACAGAUAAAUCAGAGUUUUAAAAUUGUUCCUGUAUGUCCUAAUGUGAGCUGUGUUCCUUUUUGCCAUCCAGACAUGUUUAACAUCACCAACAUGAGAGGGAAAGUUGCAAAGUUCUGCAUCUUUAAAACUGUGUACAGACUCGGAGAGGACAUCAUCGGCACCUUCAACUUCUCAGAGGGAGACAUCCCCUGCCUGCAGGUCGGUUUACUCUUGUUGUUUUCCAGCCGUUGCUGCUUUCCUCGCUGGUAUAAAACAGCUGAAUUUUCUGUGUGUCUAAUUUUGUUCUUCAGUAUUCGGUGAGUCUCCAGAGUGAGGAGGAGAUCCAGCCGCUGUACCAGCGGCGGCCCGGACAAGCGGUUAGUGUGACCGGACACGGGCGACACAUGGAGUCCUGCCUCCACACGGCCUCCAGCCACUUCUCUCUGCCCGUGCCUCUGAACGUCACGCCAGGGUUCAGCACAGACACAGGUCAGUCGGCAGCACUCUUAAACACACACAUGUCUUUAUCUGACUUUGUCUCGUGAUAUUUUUAUUUGAUAUUGAGGUUCUUAUAGUUACUAAAUCUAAAUGGGAAUCUUCUUUUUGUUUAAAGUACAUUUCAAUAUUUAUGAUGUUAUCGCUCCUGUUAGGAGUGUUUUAGUGCUUCAGUUUAAUCGUCUGAAAUUCAUAUUUGUCUUUUCAUGAUAUCCAAAAGCAAACAAGACCAUCAGAGACAGGAUUGAUAGUUUGUAUUUGAUCAUUUUUGAUGCCUUGAAUGAGCGCAAGAGGAUAGGUGUUAGCUGAGCAGCUAAAAAACGUCCCUGAUUUAACAAUAUCCACUUUAAUAAUUUAUAAUAGACAAUAUAUUCGACUGUCAAACGUGUCAAAAAGGUAUUUUAUAAGUAUGUAGAGGACAAGAUAAGCAGAGACUGAUUUGUCCACAUGAGGCUCCAAAGUGGACCAAAAACAAAAGUUCUUCUCAGGAGCUUUUCAAAUGUUGUUCAGCUUCAUAACUGGAGGUUGAACUUAAACUUCAGGAUAAAUUUGAUGAGUUCAUAAAGUCGAUACUUUUUCUCCGCUCCUUCAGUGAUCCUGAGGUGGCGUCUCCACUUUGAAUUCGUCACGGCCCGGGAGCCCAUGGAGCCGCCCACAGUGCUGCAGAACCAAUCAGAGGUCACCGUCUGGAGAGGGGCGGAGAAUGUAGACGUGGAUACCUUCAGCUGGAACCUGCCGAUCAAAAUCCUGCCCACCAACCCGGCCCUGGCAUCCUACAUGUCCCACUUCUCAGGGACCAACAGCAUCAAUAUCUGACUCUCCUGAGUGUUUGUGUGACUGUGAAUCAGGAGAGACUCAAAGACGACUGUUAGAUUUUGUCUGAGUGAGCGACACACAGAGAAAGACUUUUCAUUUGAGAACCUCGCUGCACGUUUCAGGAACAGAGGACCAUUUUUCUUUUUGCUGUUUUUGUCGUGCAUUUUAUCCCCAGAUCCAACGAUCGUACUCUUAACUCUGCAGCCUACUGUACGUUUGGCCUUUCUCAUGUGCAUUUUUGCGGUGCAUCUUACCCUGAAGUGUGUCUUCUAUUUUUUUGGAGAUUCACAUUCAGUCAAAGUCACAUUUCUGUAUUUAUUUUACUUUUUUAAACUGUUUUAACUGUUUGUGUUUCAGCGAGAGCGAAGACUGAACUGAGCUGUAAAUACUGACGAGAGGAAACUGUAUUAAAAGUUUGAUGUAAAUUUGA
Molecule: messenger RNA, 4316 nt
Organism: Xyrichtys novacula (pearly razorfish)
Lineage: Eukaryota; Metazoa; Chordata; Actinopteri; Labriformes; Labridae
Source: the annotation of a GenBank genome assembly